AUGAAAAAAGUGAAACACUUGUGGCACAAGAGACUCCAACAUCCACUGCGCAUAUUCGAAAGAACCUUCGCAUCCUUAGUCAACCAAUUGCAUGGGCAGUGUUCAAGCUGUCAACCUCACCGCCGAAACUCCAUUGAACAUGCAAUCUCUCAGCAUAGCGAAGAUAAAGGCCAAGGGGAAAACCAAGCCAUGACAGCUUGA
Molecule: messenger RNA, 201 nt
Organism: Cylicocyclus nassatus
Lineage: Eukaryota; Metazoa; Nematoda; Chromadorea; Rhabditida; Strongylidae
Source: the annotation of a GenBank genome assembly